Molecule: messenger RNA, 741 nt
Organism: Peniophora sp. CBMAI 1063
Lineage: Eukaryota; Fungi; Basidiomycota; Agaricomycetes; Russulales; Peniophoraceae
Source: the annotation of a GenBank genome assembly
AUGGACAUAUCUGAACUGUUAUUUCUCACCGCCGAAUUCAGUCUCGACGAGCGCGAUGUCACGCCACGCUCUGGGAUUUGCGUUGAUGAUACGUUGCGUCAGCCUCGAUACAUCCACUCGGCCACUGCUAUCCUACAACCCGAUCGCGCGUUAGACGAGGAACUCCCCGUCUUAAGUGACGCUCGCGAACGCCUUGAACGGGGGUUUGGGGAUGUCGAUGGCGUGCCAAAAGUCGGCGAAGGACGAUCUUCCAUACCAAGGCAAGACCAGGAAGGCGGCCAUUCCUCUUCGAGUGUCUCCUCCACGCUUUCGGCCGAGAAGUCCAUCAUCUUCUCAUCACCUGUUCUUCAAGAUUCCAAUGGUGUACGCUUGACGAUCCGGAAAGCGGCCAUCAGGAAUGUGGCGGAUGUGGAGACGAGUUGGCUUACGCAGGAAGGUGGCGAAGCUCUUGGAGUGCCGCCGCUCCUCCACUCUUCCUUACAUCUCCAAGUUGGCGAUCUUUUCCUUCAGUUUCAGGCGCUCAGUGAUCAGCGCGAGGUACGCAUAUGGAUGAUCAUGCCUGGCGACGGUGCGGAUGGAUCUUUGGUCUGGCGACGGUUUACGAAGCAUCCGAUCACGCACCCCAUACUUAAGGACCGUCUGCUCGGAUUUGUCGUCUCCAAUCCCACCACGCCCUCGUGGGUUCAGGCGAAUACGCAUAGGAGGUUUCAGAAGAACCAGCCGGUUAUAGUUGAUGGUUGA